CUUUAUAAGUAGGAGCCAUCCGCGUCCUCAGGACUUACUCCCUCUCGAGAACGUGCCACGAUCGGCAAACGAUUUCCAGAAUAGUUCCUGAAUCACGUCGCCGGGUUGUUUCUCGCGUCUCACUUUCGUACAUUCUCGCGGCCCGCGCAAGAAAUCGAGUCUCGUCGUCGUUUGGAAAUCGACAUCGUCGUCGCGAGAUGAGGAGGUCCUCCACGAAUUGAAGAGGACGAAUUGAGAGUUGGUGCUCCACGUACGAACAGGCACACUGAAUCGAAGACAUGCGGAUAGGCGUAGGCGCGUUUAGCGCCUUGAUAAUGCUGAUUUCGUUGACGUCUGCACAAGAUGUGAAGAGUCUUUUCUUCCCUCAUCUGCCACAUAAACAACCGAAAAGUGGUUUCAUAUGUGUGGAAGUGGGAUAUCAUCCCGAUCCUCACGACUGUAAGGUAUUCUACAGAUGUGUUGAUUGGGGAUUCGGACUACCUCUGACGCGGUUCACAUUCGAGUGCGCUUUCGGGACAGUAUUCUCGAAGGUGAAAGGUAACGUUUGUACUUUCCCUGGCGAUAGCGGACGACCAGAGUGUAGCGGAAAUUCCACAAACGACAAUGGAGCGAGUUGGACAACCAUCAGCCCGACUACGACUAAGAUCACGAUCGCGAGUAAAUUACCGCCGACACCUUUACAGACUACUACCGUAAGAUCACCAACGACUGGCCAAUCUUCCGAAACAAGUGGAAAACCAGCAAACGACCAGGGUCGAGGAAAGUGUGUCCAAGAAGGAUUCUUCGCUGAUCCGAACAACUGCAAGAAAUUCUAUAGAUGCGUUGACGAAGGUUCUGAAAAGUUUGUAAAGUACGAGUUCGAGUGUGGAGUUGGUACCGUCUGGGAUCCAGAUAUUAAAGGCUGCAAUCAUCCUUGGGCAGUAUCACGAGAAGAUUGUAAAGAAGGUACAGGACAACCAAGUCAACCUGGUGACACCACAGGACAACCUGGUUCCCCCGGUAGCGCGGGUACAGGAGCUGCAUCUGGAAUUUCUGGAUCUCCUGGCAUACCUGGAUCACCUGGUACACCUGGUACACCUGGUACGCCUGGUACACCUGGUACACCUGGAUCAUCUGGUACACCUGGAUCUUCUGGUACACCUGGAUACCCUGGCACACCUGGAUCGCCUGGUACACCAGGAUAUCCUGGCACUUCUGGAUCUUCUGGUACACCCGGAUCACCUGGUACAUCUGGAUCACCUGGUACACCUGGAUAUCCUGGCAUAUCUGGAUCUCCUGGUACACCUGGAUCGCCUGGUACACCUGGAUCUCCUGGAAUUUCUGCAUCUCCUGGUACACCGGGAACUCCUGGAACUUCUGGUACUCCAGGAACACCUGGAUCUCCUGGUACUCCAGGUACUCCUGGUACUCCGGGCAUCCCUGGAUAUCCUGGUAUUUCUGCACCUCCUGACACUGCGGGUACUUCGGGAACUCCUGGAACACCGGGUACGCCUGGAACACCGGGAAUCCCUGGGACACCGGGAACACCUGGAUCUCCUGGUACUUCGGGAACUUCCGGAACAUCUGGUACAUCGGGCACUUCUGGAUCUCCUGGUUCUCCGGGCACUCCAGGAACUUCUGGUACACCAGGAACCCCUGGAAUUUCUGGUACUCCGGGAACACCUGGAUCUCCUGGUACUCCGGGAACACCUGGAUCUCCUGGUACACCGGGCACUCCCGGAACUCCUGGAUCUCCUGGAUCUCCUGGAACUUCUGGAUCUCCUGGAACUUCCGGUAUUCCUGGAAAACCUGGAUCUCCUGGUACACCAGGCACUCCAGGAAUUCCUGGAACGACGGGAAUACCUGGAACUUCUGAUAGUUCAGGAACAUCAGGUAUGUCUAAAACUUCAGAAACAUCUGGCAGCACACAUACAUCUGGACCUGGUGUAACUGACAUUUCUGGCACAGCAACUAAUUCAGGGAUCUCUGGCACAUCAGAAAAUUCUGAUACUCCUGCUGCAACUAGCAUUUCUGCUACUCCUGGCAAACCUGGCACAUCUGGCAAACCUGGCACACCUAUUAGACCUAGCACUUCAGAAAUUCUUGGCACAUCAGAUAGUUCUCUUAGUCUAUUCAUUUCUGACACAUCUGACGAAUCAAGCAUUCCAAGCAUACCAAACAAUCCAGCAACACUUGCAACUCCAAAUAUACCAGAAAACUCUGAUACUCCUGGCACUCCUGGUACUCCAGAUAAUCAAGGUACAUCUACAACUCAGAGAACACCAAGUAAUCCAGCAACUCCCGACACUCCUGAUAUCUCAUGUAGUCCCGGCACUUCUGGCAUUCCAGGAACAGCAGGAAAUCCCAAUAAUCCUGGCACUCAUGAAGCCACCGGAACAUCUAGUAGCACUAGUGGCACUAGCAGCACAUCUGACUCUUCUACCACUACAACAUCCAGCACUUCCAGUACAUCAUCUUCAAGCCCAAACACACCUGAUGCUCCUAGUGUAACACUUGAAAACGUUGCUGAUUUUGGCACAACUGAUGUUCCCAGUCUUACAGACACUCCUAAGAUUACUGAUAAAACUAACUGCACUAUUGGUACACCAAGCAGUUCCAGUAAAUCAAUGCUUCCAGAAAAAUAUGGUACCCUCGGAACAUCGAAACUUACUGAAACUCCUAGUACCUCUCGCAAAGUUGCUGCCUCCGGCUUUCCUGAGGAAUACACUCUUUCUACAACUCCUGUUGUACCACUCAUUCAUAAUACAAGUUUCUCUCCCGACAGUAAUGACACACACAGCAGAUCCAGUAAACCAACUAUUCCAAUACUACCUGAACCUACAUUGGAACGUGUUAUUCUUUCUAGUGAAUCGGAUAUGUUUGCCUACAGUGAUAUACCCAGCCCAGUAGAUAUUCGGCUGCCUAGUUCUAUUGAGGGUACUGAUUCAUCACAUAAUAACAGUAACCCACUCCCAAUAAACCCUGAGAGUCCUGAUAGAUUUGGCAGUACCGACACUUUUGACGUUCCUGCUAUUUCUGAUGUUCCUGUCCUUCCAACUGGUACUCGUAGCACAUCCGAUAUCCCUAACACUACUGGUACACAUCACGAUUCCAGUACGUCAACAAGGCUGCACACAACUAGUACUGCCGAAACACCAGCAGGACAAUCCACUGCUGGCACUUCUGGCAUUGCGGCCUCCCGCUUUUCUGAUGAUUACAUUCUUCCUUCCACUCCUGAUUAUCCCCUUACUCCGCGCGCGCCUAAUAUAACUUCUUUCUCCGACACCGACAGACACAGCAGUUCCAUUAAACCAACUACCCAAGAACCGUCUGGUAGCCUCAUACCAGCGGGACAUACUACCAUUCCAUUCGGCUAUCGCAAGGUUAAUGAAUCCGGCUUCCCUGACGAAUACACUCUUCCAUUCACUCCUGAUCGUCCCCUUACACCUCGCACUCCUGAUUUCCCUUGGUUUCGCGAUAUUUCUGAUACAGACCGUUCCAGGUCCUCAGUAACGCUGCAAACAGCUAGUACUGGUGAAACAACAGCAUGUCCAGACACUGCAGGCACUUCUGCCAUUGCAGCCAUCUCUGAGAUAACCGAACUUCCCAGUCUUACAGACUCUCCUAAGAUUAGUCACACAACUAGCUCCUCUAAAGUUAAUGGUACAUCAAGUAGACCUAGCAAACCAGCUAUCCCAAAAACAUUUAGCAUCAGAGCAUCGAGACCUGCCCGCAUUCCUACAGGCACUCGCAAGGUUGCUGCCUCUGAAGUCACUCAUGUUCCCGGUCCUACAGACACUCCUAAGACUACUGACACAACUAGUUACACUGGCGCUAUUGGGACAUCAAGCAGUUCCAGUAAACCAAAUAUUCCAGAAAAAUUUAGUGCCCUUGGAACACCGAAACUUACUGAAACUUCUAGUACUUCUCGCAAAAGUGCUGUCUCCGGGAUUCCUGAGGAAUACACUCUUUCUACAGCUCCUGUUGCACACGUCAAUCCUCGCAAUCAUAAUACAAGUUCUUUUCCCGACAUUAAUGACACACACAGCAGAUCCAGUAAACGAACUAUUCCAAAACUACCUGAUCCUACAUUGGAACCUGUUAUUCUUUCUAGUGACUCGGAUAUGUUUGCCUGUAGUGAUUUGUCCAGCCCUGCAGAUAUUCAGAUGCAUAGUUCUAUUGAGGGUACUGAUUCAUCACGUAAUGACAGUGAUCCACUCCACUCGAGCACACCAUUUACUCCGGAAACACCAAUAAACCCUGAUAGUCCUGGUAGCUUUGGCAGUACUGACACCUUUGACGUUCCUGCUAUUUCUGAUGCCCCUGCCUUUCCAACUGGUACUCGUAGAACAUCCGAUACUCCUAACACUACUGGUACACACCGCGAUUCCAGUAAAUCAACAAAGCUGCACACAAAUAGUACUGCCGAAACAUCAGCAGGACAUUCCACUGCUGGCACUUCUGGUAUUGCAGUACUCUCUGAGAUCACUAAUAGUCCGCGACUUAGACAAACUCCAAAGAUUAGUGGUACAACUGGUUCCUCUAAUGCUAAGGGUACAUCAAGCAGGCGCAGCAUACCAGCUGUCCCAAUAACAUCUGAUACCCUUGGAACAACGGAACAUACUACAAUUCCUAGUACCUCUGGCAAUAUCAAUGCCUCUGGCAUCGUUGAUGCUGCAAGUCUUACUCACACUUCAUUAAUUAAAGACUUAUUUGGCACUAGUGACGAUAGUGGUA
Frieseomelitta varia is the source of this 4716-nucleotide messenger RNA. Its product is annotated as mucin-12-like. The annotation marks the transcript as partial. The record is from RefSeq and is a predicted model, not a curated record. Gene Ontology annotation, cellular component: extracellular region. Gene Ontology annotation, molecular function: chitin binding. Lineage: Eukaryota; Metazoa; Arthropoda; Insecta; Hymenoptera; Apidae. The transcript has 5 exons.